AUGUACGUCGUCGCGGCGCGGCAGCGGAACGCACUCGUGCAGUCAUCACCGAGCGACGACAGCCUCAUAGUCGGCCCUCAGCAAGAUAGGCCCGCGUUUGCCUUCACAACGCCGAUCAUGACCAUUAUGUUAGCCGCCAUAGUCGCGCUCACUGUCCGCGCUACCUCUCUCAUCCUUCGUCGCAGCUGGGUCAAUCCACCGCUUCUAAGUUAUCUUCGUCAACGCGUGGGUGCACAAUGGCGCUGUCUUCGACCGGCCACACAUGCCGAGAGCGGGCUCGACAUGGUCUACAAGACGACCUCGAUGUUCGACAACCAGCUGCCGGUGCGGUUCUUCGUCAACGACGUCGACUCGAAUACUGCUCCCUACGGCGUGGUGUCGUCGCUCUCGAAGGUCAGCUAUGAAGUGCAGCCGGCUCGUCGAUGGACGCGCCGUAUGAUGCCUCCGCGCCCUACGACCUCAAUGAUGUUGGUGCGGGCGCCUCAACGUCGGGCUCAUAACCUAGUUCCAGAAGCCGCAGCGAACAAACUCAAGUCGAUCGGCGGCUCAUUGAAGGUCAACGUGUAG
This is a messenger RNA of Schizophyllum commune H4-8, 567 nucleotides long. RefSeq lists its product as uncharacterized. The record is from RefSeq and is a predicted model, not a curated record. The transcript has 2 exons. NCBI's taxonomy places the organism in Eukaryota, Fungi, Basidiomycota, Agaricomycetes, Agaricales, Schizophyllaceae. The coding region runs from base 1 to 567 and encodes 188 amino acids.